Molecule: messenger RNA, 3511 nt
Organism: Durotheca rogersii
Lineage: Eukaryota; Fungi; Ascomycota; Sordariomycetes; Xylariales; Xylariaceae
Product: leucyl-tRNA synthetase
Exons: 2
Coding region: 370-3321 (983 amino acids)
Biological process (GO): mitochondrial translation; leucyl-tRNA aminoacylation
Cellular component (GO): mitochondrion
Molecular function (GO): leucine-tRNA ligase activity; aminoacyl-tRNA deacylase activity; ATP binding
Source: RefSeq, a predicted model, not a curated record
ACUCACGUUUAGACUCGCCUAUACAUAUGCAUGGUAAGAAGGAAGACCAACCUGGAGAUUAUUUUUAGGGAUGGUCUCCCCAGGCCAAGCUUCCCAUCAGUUCGUAUCGUCUAGGCUUGGAGGGAGUUAUCGAUAAACAACUCUGUUACCACCCGGAAUUUCACAACCCUCUCUCUAAAAAGCCUCGACAUUCGAGGACUGCCAAGCAACACUUAACUACAGCAUAUAGCUACCAUGCACACGAUGUAGGCGUGCACAUCACAAACACUCUUCUCCAUUCCUUUUCCUGUCGGGCUUCCAAGGCUUCUCAAUUGCGCUGGGUUAAACAGGCUAGGAUUGUUGUUCGUUUGACCCACUUCUCCCUAGCUCAUGGCAUGGCAGCCAUGCGCGCUCCCUAGAUCGCAUCCAAUGCAGUCCCUCGCGGGAAGGGCCAUUGGCCAACCGAGACCGUUCCUGAAUCUAUAUCGCUCGAGACCUCGAUACGCCGUCCCUCGGCGGCUGUACGCGACGACGCAGCUCGACUUGCCUGCUCUCGACCAAAAAUGGCGCCAAAUUCGAAAGCAAAGCGAGACCUCCAAACCUCAGUCCGCUCAGCCUGCGUCCGCCGACGAUUCUAUGUACAUCCUUUCCAUGUUCCCGUAUCCCUCUGGCAAUCUUCAUCUCGGCCAUCUCCGAGUAUACACCAUAGCCGAUGUAAUAGCUCGCUUUCGUAGGCUACAGGGCCGCCGCGUUCUGCUGCCUAUGGGUUGGGACGCCUUUGGGCUACCUGCUGAGAAUGCCGCUAUCGAACGUGGCAUCGACCCCGCCGUCUGGACGCGAGACAACAUCGCCCGCAUGAAGGAGCAGCUCGAAUUGAUGAAUGCGAGCUUCGAUUGGUCCCGGGAAUUCGCAACCUGCGACCCCGACUUCUAUAAACACACACAGAAGAUAUUCCUUCUUCUCUACAAGCAUGGCCUCGUCAGCCGGAGAAGAGCGACUGUCAACUGGGAUCCCGUCGAUAACACCGUACUAGCGAACGAACAGGUCGAUUCGGACGGUCGGUCCUGGCGAUCCGGGGCCAAGGUUGAGCAGCGCGAACUCGAGCAAUGGUUCAUCCAUAUAACCGAGUUCAAGGAGUUUCUCCUGAGAGACCUCGAGAAGCUAGGAGAGGACGAUGCCUGGCCGGAAAGGGUCUUGGCUAUGCAAAAGAAUUGGCUUGGCCGCACAGAGGGUGCUUAUUACCAAUUUCCCAUCCACGGUGCGGAUACCAUCUCGGAGUCGCAGGACCUAAAGAUAUACACCACGAGGCCAGAAACCAUCUUCGCCGUUCAAUUCGUCGCCCUAUCCCCAAACUCGCCUUUCGUGCAGCAAUUGGCUCAGAAGGACCCGGGUCUGCGCGACUUCGUGGACCGCGUGAAGGACCUCCCUCCGGACACUACAGAGGGCUACAGGAUAUCGUAUCUGAGAGCGACCAACCCGUUGCAGUUCAUAAAAAAUGCACCCGGAGCUAGCUUCAAGCCUCUGCCCGUGUAUGUUGCCGCCUACGUCAGGGGAAAUUAUGAGACGGGGGCAAUCAUGGGAGUCCCCGCCCACGACGCGAGAGAUUUUGCAUUUUGGAAAAGACACCACCCGGGCGAGAAGUUCGAAUAUGCCGUCACACCUGAGCCGGAUGGAUCAACGUCCGCCCUGAAGGGCGAGCCUUACUUUGAUGCGGGGUAUUUAACACCGAUUACCGGUCCUUACUGCGCAAAGCCCUCGAGUGCCGCGGUUAAGGACAUCAUUGCCCAGAUCAACACCGACUCGAAUCUCGCGGAGGGCACCACAAAAUGGAAAAUCCGCGACUGGUUGAUUAGUAGGCAGAGAUAUUGGGGAACCCCGAUUCCGAUUGUACAUUGCCGCCACUGCGGGCCCCAGCCCGUACCGGAUAGUCAGCUUCCCGUCACUCUCCCCAAGGUUGACAAUCACUGGGCGAAUGGUCGGGCAGGGAACCCGCUGGAGUCUGCCACGGAUUGGGUCAACACGUCCUGCCCCAAGUGCCACGGUCCUGCUAAGAGGGACGCUGAUACGAUGGACACUUUUGUGGAUUCGAGCUGGUAUUACCUGAGGUUUCCCGAUCCGAACAAUUCAGAGGCACCGAUAUCCAAAGCUGCGGCUACGAGCCACCUUCCCGUCGAUGUUUACGUCGGCGGUGUUGAGCAUGCCAUUCUUCACCUCCUCUACGCUAGGUUUGCGUACAAGGCCAUUAUGGGCACUCUCUGGCCCGAGUUAGAGGCAGACAAGAACAAGGAAGACGACGCCCGCACAUCGCCACCCGGCUUCUCCGGGGAGCCCUUCAAGAGACUCAUCACGCAGGGCAUGGUACACGGUAAGACAUACUCUGACCCGGAUGGCGGCCGCUACUUGAAGCCAGACGAAGUAGACCUUUCCAACGCUUCGCAGCCGAGAGUGAUAGCGUCGGGAAAGACUGCGACGGUGACGUUCGAAAAGAUGUCGAAAUCGAAACAUAACGGCGUAGAUCCGACUGCUUUCAUCUCCAAGUACGGCGCUGACGCCACGAGGGCCCAUAUUCUCUUCCAAGCACCAGUUGGCGAGGUUCUCAAUUGGGAUGAAGACAAGAUCUCGGGCAUCACGCGCUGGCUGCGUCGGGUAUACGACCACGUCCAAAGUGUCGGGGGCCUACGUGAGCCUCUGUCGACGCUAAGCGCAACCUUUAAUGGGGAAGUAUACUUUGAUCGACCUGCGGGAGCACUGCAGGGUAUGAGUGCCCACGAAGCAGCGCGGUGGGCGGCCGAUGUGGAGGUCUGGCGCACCACACAAAAUGCCAUUCUCUCCGUCACCAACGCGCUGGAAAAGGUUUACCCGUUAAAUACGAUGGUCUCGACCUUGAUGAGUCUUACGAACGUGCUCAUCGAAAAUAAGGCGGUUUCGGAUCUGAUCAAGUACGAAACCACGCUACAGCUAGUGCGGAUGAUGGCGCCGAUUGCACCGGCAUUCGCUGAGGAGUGCUGGAGCAUAGUCGGCCCUCAGAAUGACCGGAGCAUCUUCGUCGAAGGCCAACGCGCCUGGCCCGUACCAGACGGGUCGCUGCGGCUGUUAGGGCGGAGCCGCAUCAACUGCGCCGUCCAGGUGAACGGGAAAUUGCGCUGCGUGGUGGAGAUCCCAACCAAGCCGGUGGACAUCGCGGAUGGUAGCCCCGAGUUCCAGGACUGGGUCACCGCGGAGAUCCUCAAGUCCACCGACGCGCAGGCCAAGCUAACAGGUGGCAAUGACAUCCGCAACGCGCGGAAAUUCUUUGUCGCUAGGGGCGGAGCCGUCGUCAACUACGUGAUGCCGAAGAAGUAGAUUAAAAACGUGUGUAUAUGUGUAUAUGUAAGUAAGUGAGUAAAUGGAUACCCAGCUCGGUGCUUUUCGUCGGAUGUAGAAAUGAUAUACCUACUUAGAACGAAGAGGAAUGGGAGUAGCUUGACUAUACCUAACUAGGAUCAAGAUAUACGGGAUGCCGUGAAUUACCUACCUACAUUAAAAUAUUGGU